AUGGACAACAUGAUGAAUGAGCUGGUUGCGAUGGGCCCUCUGGACGGGCAGUCAUCAACGAGACCGACGUAUACCAGAAUUUUAACGUCAACUAAGUAUAACGACGAGCGCCACCGUCACUGGUUCGUGGCCUGUAGGAUCGCGAGCACCCACUUCGGUGUAAGCCAACUGCCAGACCCUUUCCGACCCCACGGCGGUGAAAGCGUAACCCUUGCGCAGGCCACUGCCGCAAACAGGAUUCACGAGUGCUACAUCGAGGGGUUCGAGGACGUAAUGAUGAGAUUUUAUAAUCUCGGGCUGAGUCGCGUGUCCACUGCGGCACAUCUUUAUGCGCUGGAUUUCAGCUUGUGGAUGAGAGUUUGUCUUGCAGGAUAUGCUCUUGGCUGCGGUGACUUUGGCGACAAGUUUCAUUACACCAAACCGUCAGCUCACGUUGGGCCCUUCUCUGCUGAGUAUGAUAUUUUCUACCAUGCCAAACAAACAGAAAGAUUUCGUGAGAGACAGAUGGUCAGCGGAACCGUCAUUUUUGGUGCUGUGCCGAUUCCAAAUGCUCCUGGUGGGCCUCGUCAGGCAGUCACUGCCGCGAGCACCAACAUCAGCCAACCGUCGAGAGAGGAGAAUGAGCGACCCAGUCCCCAGAUCUCUGCAGCAGAGGUGAACCCCAAGUCGGCAGCUCUACAGAUUCAUGAUUCAGAAAAGCAUAUUCUCGACGUUGCUAUCACAAAAGCCAACGUGGACCAACCAUCAAAAGAGGAAACAGAGCCAGCUCACUCUGAGGUGCCUGCAACAGAGGCACACCCAACGUCAACAACUCAAACAAAUUGUGCUUUGGCCAAGCGUAGCCUCGAUGCGACCGACCCUCCAGCUCUGGCCCCGCAAUCCAAGAGGCAACAGCCAGGCCUUCCUUUGAGGACACUGGCCAGUGUGCUUGAUCGCCAAGAGGUCCAUCUACCUUCUCAGGCAAAGCAAGAGUCGCAGGGCACGACUGUACCUACCGUAGCACAAAGCAAUUCGCAAGCCGAAAGAGGUAAUGGGUCUGAUGACACAAUCUGCGGCAACAGAGCCUGUAGAAGGCCCGGUCAUGAGUUGGCCGACUGCUUUGGGCCGCCGUCCAAUAUGGGUGACCUGGAUGGCUGCCCUUUCUGUAAUACCCAACAGCAUGUCCUCGACAAUUGCCCAGAUCUCCCAAGAGCUGGAAAGAACAAGCUAUUUGACACGCUGAUCAUACGACGGGCCAAUUUACCACCUAUUCGAACGGCUAUCUCUUUUCUCCACUUGGCAGCUGCCGCCAAAAAGCUAGAUGUACUGGCUGAAACUAUACCGCUCCAGAAACGCACGGCCAGAUGGACCUAUAGCGAGUUGAAGCUGUGGCAGCAUCCUAACCCAUCUCGGCUCUUGCUCUUCCGAGACCCUGAAUUUUCUUCAGAUCCCCAGGUCCUCAUGGGGAAGCUCUAUGAGUCCUGGGAUGCACUCGUAAGCAGCACCACGCGGAUCGAUAGAAAUACUGAGUCUAUACCCUCAGCUAUAAUGGUUUUCAAGAACCAAUGGAUGGCUGAGCUUGUGCCAUAUAACAAGAUUUACCAGACUGCCAAAAUCAGGGUGGAAAAGCGAGGCCCCUAUCCGUUCGGGCCCCAAGACGAGUUACUUCGUAUCCAGAAAGGACACCGCGAGAUGGUUCAGGAGCACCUCUUUGUUUUACUGAAGGAGCGCUACGAGCUUCAAUCCAGCAAAAGCGAGAAUGAGGGCGUUCAGAACCAGGAAGAGUAA
Neurospora hispaniola is the source of this 1767-nucleotide messenger RNA. RefSeq lists its product as uncharacterized. The record is from RefSeq and is a predicted model, not a curated record. Bases 1 to 1767 code for a protein of 588 amino acids. The transcript has 2 exons. Lineage: Eukaryota; Fungi; Ascomycota; Sordariomycetes; Sordariales; Sordariaceae.